This is a messenger RNA of Danio rerio (zebrafish), 2625 nucleotides long. NCBI's taxonomy places the organism in Eukaryota, Metazoa, Chordata, Actinopteri, Cypriniformes, Danionidae. The record is from RefSeq and is a predicted model, not a curated record.
CAGGAAACCAUUCAUUUUUCUGCCAGAUAGAAUCGCGGCAUGUUUCUCGUCAAUUCUAUUGACGCUCUGUGCUAGUGUGCAUGACGAACUUUUGGAAGAGAAAGUGUCAGAAAUCUCAGUCAUACUGAUAUAGCAAUGAGCAGCAGGACAGGUGACAAAAUUGUGAAAUGACUGACUACCUUAAAAGGUCUUGGCCUUCAACACUAAAGAGUAGCACGAUAGUCAUGAGAACGGAAGUUGUUAUUCUUCAGCAGCCGUUGCCUGUUUGUGUACCACCAAACCAUGAGGUAACUUUAAGGGUUCAAGCAAAAGGCACUGGUGCACUGAAAUAUCAGUGGUUUGAUAAACAGCAGACAGAGGUGGUAGGAGGGACAGAACCCGAGCUCACCGUCAGUCUCCAGAGGUCUGGAAAUUAUGUUUGCAGAGUGAGCGACCUGUACUGUAACUAUCAGUUCACCGAAUGGGUGAAAGUGAGAAUCUUAGAUGAAGCAGGUGUUUCUAACACAUGGAGAGGGGAACCCCAUGUUGUCAUUCACCCGAAAAGCCAAACCGUUAAACCAGGGGAGACUUUCACUCUUAAAUGCACUGCGUUGGGCAAGCCCGCACCAACCUACCAGUGGUACAGAAAUGGUCGCAUCCUUACUGAAGAGACCAAAGAAACACUCAAGGUAGAAAAUGCUGGGGCAGAGGUUGCUGGUUCAUACCUCUGUGCUGUGUCAAAUAUUUUGGAGGAGAGAUGGUCUGAAGCAGCUGAAAUUGAGAUUGCACCUCCAGAUCAGCUACCAACAACCACGCUUAUGGCAACCGACAAAGUGGCAUUACUGAUUGGGAACCUGAACUACAGCCACCAUCCCGGUUUGAUGGCCCCUACCAUGGAUGUCCAUGAGCUGGCCAAUCUUCUGCAGCAGCUGGAUUUCAGAGUGGUUUCUCUGCUUGAUCUCACCCUUGAAGAAAUGCAGGCGGCCAUUGACAAAUUUCUGCAGCUCUUGGACCGUGGAGUGUAUGCUGUUUUUUACUACGCUGGCCAUGGCUAUGAGCACGCCGGCCGAAAUUACCUGGUGGCCAUUGAUGCUCCACGACCCUACCGUACAGAAAAUUGUGUGUGUGUACAGAGAGUAAUGCGCAGCAUGCAGGAAAGAAAAGCGCAGCUCAACGUCAUUCUCCUGGACACCUGCAGGAAAUGGUACAGUCAAAAAGGCCCUCCCUCUGAAAUUAAGCCUUUGGCUCCUCUGGGCAACACUGUGUAUGGAUACGCCACGAGUGAAGAUGCAGAGGCUUUCGAGGUUCAGGACGGUGGCAAGAGCACGGGGAUCUUCACCAAGUACCUUAACAAACAUGUCUUACAGCCAGAGAGGGUGACACGAGUCUUAGAGCAGGUCUCUGAAGAUUUGGGAAAGGACCCACUGGUUCGCGGCAGGCAGGUUGUGGAGAUCAGACACACUCUGAUGGAGCCACGGGCUUUGACUGAUCCUGUGCGAACAUCUGGACACACCAUGGAGCUCCGCCGGCGUGAUGCUUAUUGGAAACAGGCUAAUGUUCUUCCUGGUCGAAGGACUCUGCGCUUUCAUCACAGUGGUGUCCAGGUGGAGCUCAAUUUCUCUGCGCUGUUCUCCAAUGUCCUGGUUGUGUUUGGUACGGUGAGGAACACGAGCGCCAUGGCCCAGGACUGCACUCUCAUUCUUGAAAGCGAACCAAAUCUGCAGGACAUUUUCUCAGCUUCGGGCAGAUCAGAGGAAAUGGACUCCUUGUUUGUGAGCGGUGGUCAAACUCCUGACUGCACACUCAGAUUAUGUUGCCUUCAAAGACUCCAGGGAUCUGUGGUGAUCAGGGCUAAACUGCACUAUACUCAUGCACAAACUAAAGAGCGUCUGACAGAGAGCAGAGAGGUGGACAUAGACAGACCUCUCAUCUCCUCCUGCAAACUCAACCAGAUGAAGACUGUGGACAGAAGACAAGAUGCUCGAGGCCACACUCUGGACCACAUGUCUAACAUUAGAUGGUCUCAGCAUCAUCGUCCUCAUCAUCAUCAGCAGCAGAACCAUUCUCGAAUAGGACGACCCUACACCCGAAAAGCUGAAAACCUACUGCAGAGCUCAGCCAAAUCAUCCUCCAUGAGCAGCAAUGAGCCCGAGGAGAACGACGAAAAUGAUGAGAAUGAAUUUACAAUGUGACUCUCCUUUACUUUUCCAGCACAGUAAGACAUUGUUAUUGAGGGGAUAAGGGAUGUUCUUACAUUAAUUGUUUACUUUUGCAUACUUAUUAGCAUUGUGAUACAUGCGUGCGUGCGUGCGUGCGUGCGUGCGUGCGUGCGUGCGUGUGUGUGUGUGUAUAUGUGAAAUGUGAAAUGAAAGGAAGAAGUUCUCAUAUAUUUAUACCAAAUGUUUAUCAAUCAAAUCAAGUGUAAUGUUUUGAUCUAUCCUGUAAAGUGUUACUUAAAGAUAUUAUUUGUGUGAUUGAAUUUCAGAUACGAAUGACGUGUAUUUGGGAUGGAUUGUGUAAAAGAUGUAAGGACAGGAGAUUGAUUACAUAUUAAGUAUUGAUUUAAUAAUUAAAUAUAGGGCACCAUUAUAUUUUGAUGAUGUUUUAUGAAAAAUAUGAUGAUUGAAAAUAAUAAUUUUUAUAAAA